GAGACCUCACCACCACCGCCGCCGCCGUCGCCAGCUCUCAUCCGCUAGCGCCGCCCGUCCGUCCUAGAAAAGGCCAGGACUUUAUCGCCGCCGGCGGCGCCGCAGGGAUGGCGGAGGACACGGAGACGAGGCCCGCGUCGGCGGGCGCGGAGGAGAGGGAGGAGGGGGAGAUCGCGGACGACGGAGACGGGUCCGCGGCGGCGGCGGCCGGGCGCGUCAGCGCCCACCCUCUGGAGAACGCCUGGACCUUCUGGUUCGACAACCCGCAGGGCAAGUCCCGGGCGGUGGCCUGGGGGAGCACCAUCCACCCCAUCCACACCUUCUCCACCGUCGAGGACUUCUGGAGCCUUUACAACAAUAUUCAUCACCCUAGCAAGUUGAAUGUUGGAGCCGACUUCCAUUGCUUCAAGGAUAAGAUUGAGCCAAAAUGGGAAGACCCCAUUUGUGCCAAUGGCGGUAAAUGGACCAUCAGUUGUGGCAAAGGGAAAUCUGACACAUUUUGGUUGCAUACUUUGCUGGCAUUGAUUGGUGAACAAUUCGACUUUGGUGAUGAAAUUUGCGGAGCAGUCGUCAGCGUGCGUAAGAACCAGGAAAGAGUAGCUAUCUGGACUAAAAAUGCUGCCAAUGAAACUGCUCAGAUAAGCAUCGGUAAGCAGUGGAAGGAGUUUCUGGACUACAAGGACUCCAUUGGAUUCGUCGUUCAUGAGGAUGCUAAGAGGUCCGACAAAGGCGCCAAGAACCGCUACACGGUUUGAUCCUGGGAGCUUCCAAGGCAGGCCCGCCUACUCUUGGAUGCAAGAAAGCUUCUCAUGGAAUAGCUUUAGCUUGUAGCGGGUGGAUGCUGUUUCCCGAAGGAUAUAUUACAUGUGUUGCUGUGAAUUGCUUCAAAGACAUGAUCUAACAUAUUUGUGUUUGUCGUCGUUGUACUCCAUAAGUCUCAUUUUAUUCUAUGAUGAGAAGCAUAACUUGUUUUA
This is a messenger RNA of Hordeum vulgare subsp. vulgare (domesticated barley), 974 nucleotides long. RefSeq names its product eukaryotic translation initiation factor 4E-1. NCBI's taxonomy places the organism in Eukaryota, Viridiplantae, Streptophyta, Magnoliopsida, Poales, Poaceae. Gene Ontology annotation, cellular component: eukaryotic translation initiation factor 4F complex; cytoplasm. The record is from RefSeq and is a predicted model, not a curated record. Bases 108 to 755 code for a protein of 215 amino acids. Gene Ontology annotation, molecular function: translation initiation factor activity; RNA 7-methylguanosine cap binding. Gene Ontology annotation, biological process: translational initiation. The transcript is spliced from 5 exons.